Molecule: messenger RNA, 1608 nt
Organism: Bathycoccus prasinos
Lineage: Eukaryota; Viridiplantae; Chlorophyta; Mamiellophyceae; Mamiellales; Bathycoccaceae
Exons: 1
Coding region: 1-1608 (535 amino acids)
Source: RefSeq, a predicted model, not a curated record
AUGCAUUAUUCAAAUCGUGCCGCGCUUCUGCGCAUCAUCGGGGGGCAUCUCGUAUCAUCAUCAUCAUCAUCAUCAUCACGUCUUUUCCUUUUAAACGGUAGCCGCAACAUCAUCAACGCGGGGAGUUUUUCGUCUUCUAGUAGUAUUAGGGGAAAUUCACACUUUUUCUCCAGGACGAAUGAGGAGGAGGAGGAGGAGGCGCGACGAACGCGACGACGAGGAUAUGGAUCGACGAUACCGUCGACGAGUUACGAAACGAGAGGAAGAGGAGAAGGAGGGGGACGUCUUCGACGUGAGCAGCUCGGCAAUACCUCGAGAAAUCGAUUUUGCUUUUCGACGUGCACCUUUCUUGCCAGAGGAAGAGGAGCAGCAGCAGCAGCAGCUGAGCAAGAACAGCAGCGAGAGCAGCUCGAUGAUGCAACGACGACGGCUGAAACGACUGUAAAACCAAAGAGGAAGACAAAGAGACAACUGAAGGAGGACGAAUUCAUAUCGAACGUCCUCGUCCCGGGAUUGCGACGAUUUUACGCCGAGUUCAAACAUUUAAACGUGCCAAAAGGUUACGAGUUUAGUAAAGACGGGGAGGUGGAGGAGGAGGAGAAAAAGGAGGAGGAGGAGGAAGAGCAGACGCCGCGUUCAUUUGGUCGCGCGGUGCACAAUUUCCGAGUUCGACGCGGUCGAGCGAGUUUAACCGAAGCGCAAUUGAAGGCGUUGGACGCGGUCGGCGCGGAGACCGGGGAGAGGUUUGUUUGGGACAAUGACGAGUUCGUUUUUGAGAAGCAGAUUGUGCCCGGAUUAGUUUUGUUCAAGGAGAAGUUUGGUCAUUUGAACGUGCCGCACAAAUACUGCGUGGAUGGAGUGGAUGUGGAGAGCAGCGAGAACGAGGCGUUACGCAAACCUUAUUUGAAAGAUUUCCCGCUCGGCGUGAAAGUCAACGACAUGCGCGCGAAAGGAACGUACAUUUUGCACCAACCGCAAAGAUUAGAAACGUUAGCAUUGCUUGGUUUUGUUUGGGACGACGACCAGUUUCGGUUCGAGGAAAUGCUCGUCCCCGCGGCGGUGGCAUACCGCCAAUAUUGCAAACGAAAACUCGUCGAAAACUACUCUGCAGAAAGAAAAAGGUUCCCGAAGAAAAUGUUCACGCGGAAACAUUUCAAGUUUCUGUUACCAUGGACGGCUGUUAUUACCGCAGUGGAGCAAACAACAACGACCAAAGAAAACAACGACGUCGACGACGAAGAAGAAGGAAAAGAAGACAAAGUUGACGACAAAAGUGAGGAGCAAAACCUCCGCGAUAUUCCAGAGUUUCAAUCGCUCCUCCUCGAGAGGCCGUAUUUGGACGGAUACGCGCUCGGCAACGUCGCUCGUUGUGCUCACCUCGAACAUGAAAAACAAAGCAAGACAAUGAAAGAAGUAUCGAAAAAGAAGAAACUGUUCAUCGACGGAAGAGCGGAAAGGAUUCUCCGAAUGUUGAAAACUCUCGGCGCCGUCUUUGACGAGGAGAAGGAUGUGAUACUCACAGAGUCAUUCGAGGAGCGAGACAAAGGAGGAACAAGACAAAGGAGGAGGAAGAAAAAGAAAGAAAUCGAAAAAUCCCUUUCCCUCUAA